AUGGAAUACAAGCCCGCCAUCAUGAGUGCGUCCCUGGGACGCGCUUGGCUGCACGACCUUGACUACAAAAUCGAGCAAGCCGCGAAAGCGGGGUUCACAGGCAUUGAAGUCUUUUACGAAGAUCUGGAUUAUGCUGCUCGCAAGCUCUCAGGAAACGAUUCUCCGACAUCCAAGCACAUUCUACAAGCAGCAGAAAAUGUCCAUUCGAUUUGUCAAGUCCAAGGCCUUGAGAUCAUCGGUCUUCAGCCAUUCCUUUUCUAUGAAGGUCUUAAGGACCGAGAUCAACAUGCACGUUUGAUCGAAAAAAUGCAAUUUUGGUUCAAAAUAGCCAAGAGUCUUGGUACCAAUACUAUUCAAAUUCCAGCCAAUUUUCUUCCGGCGGAGCAAUUAACAGGUGAUCGAGAGGUGAUUGCCGCCGACCUGCGCCAAGUUGCGGAUAUGGGCGCGGCUGAAAAUCCUUCAAUUCGAUUUGCCUACGAAAAUCUUUGCUGGAGUACCCAUAUCGAUACUUGGGAGAAAGCAUGGGAUGUGGUCGAACUUGUGGAUCGACCUAAUUUCGGCAUGUGUCUCGAUACUUUCAAUAUCGCUGGGCUUGAAUGGGCAGAUCCUGCGUUGCCGACGGGCAAAACGCCAAAUGCGGACGAGAAUUUGAAACUUUCCUUGGAGAAGCUCGUGAAAAAGGUUGACGUCUCAAAAGUCUUCUAUAUCCAAGUAGUUGACGCCGAGCGUAUGGAAUCACCCUUAGUGGCAGGUCAUCCGUUCCACGUUGAUGGCCAACCGGCACGAAUGAGCUGGUCGCGGAACGCUAGAACCUUCAUGUACGAGGAGGAAAGAGGCGCGUACUUGCCUGCGGAGGACGUGGCUAUCGCAAUCAUAUCGGGUCUUGGGUAUAGCGGUUAUGUGUCUAUGGAAUUGUUUUCGAGGACAAUGGCGGAAGAAGGGAAACAUGUACCGGAUCAACAUGCGGCAAGGGGUAUUCGGGCUUGGAAGAAGUUCCAAGAGAUACUAGACUUGAAAUAG
Messenger RNA from Penicillium manginii, 1020 nucleotides. RefSeq names its product sugar phosphate isomerase/epimerase family protein. The record is from RefSeq and is a predicted model, not a curated record. The coding region runs from base 1 to 1020 and encodes 339 amino acids. The transcript has a single exon. NCBI's taxonomy places the organism in Eukaryota, Fungi, Ascomycota, Eurotiomycetes, Eurotiales, Aspergillaceae.